AGUAUAUCAUUUUUUCUCUCUUCAAUAUACUUGAUUUCUUCUCAAAUGGGUACCUUUUGGUCUAGGGUUUUCAUUAUUUUUUUUCUCCUCUUUAUGGCUUCAUCGGAAACUGAUACUAUCCAAACUUUCAUUGUUGGUGUUGAAAACGAUAUGAAACCAUUUCAGUACUCUGAGUUGGAGGAAUGGUAUAGCUCUAUCCUCCAAGGCCUGAAUUCCAAUUCCUUAUCCUCAGGUCAAAUUACUAAUGAAAUUCUUCAUGUUUAUAAGUCGGUCUUUCAAGGGUUCUCGGCUAGGUUAACUCCACAACAAGCACGAGCAUUAGAAGAACGUCCUGAAAUUCUUAAUGUGCUUCCUAAUCACGUUUACCAACUUCAAACAACCCAUUCACCUCAGUUUCUUGGACUGAGAACCAGUAACAGCCGAAACAGUCUCUCCAGCGAGUCAAAAUACGGUGCUAAUGUUAUCAUUGGUAUGCUUGACACUGGUAUAUGGCCAGAACUAGAGAGUUUUAACGAUAAAGGCCUCGACCCUAUCCCUUCUCGAUGGAAAGGAGUAUGCCAAGGAGGAGAGGGAUUUCCCAAAACAUUAUGCAACAAAAAGCUGAUCGGAGUCCGUGACCUCACUAGGACUGGCUCUGGGAAAAAUUCCGUUAGAGACACUGCAGGCCACGGCACACACACGGCCUCCAUUGCUGCCGGAAAAGCAGUCAACAACGCCUCGUUUUUUGGCCAUGCAAAAGGCACUGCAGUGGGUAUUGCACCCAAAGCAAGGCUUGCUGUUUAUAAGGUAUGUUCAGAUGUUGGUUGUCAAAGCGCAGACAUUCUUGCUGGCUUUGACAAGGCCGUCGAAGAUGGGGUCCACGUGAUCUCUAUAUCCAUUGGUCCAACUUCGGCUCUUCCAUUGUCUAUGGACGUGAUAGCGAUUGGCUCCUUUGGUGCAAUGGAAAAUGGGGUAAUUGUAUCCGCAGCUGCAGGAAAUUCAGGUCCAUCAUAUUCUACUGUGACAAAUAUAGCACCAUGGGUGAUCACUGUUGGUGCUAGUACCAUAGAUAGAAAGUUCCCUGCUGAUCUAUUACUUGAAGAUGGUACUACUAUCAAUGGAAUAUCUCUCUACACUGGCACUGCCUUUGGCAAGAAGAAAUUUCUACCUUUGAUUUUUGCAGGAGAAUCAGGAUCAUACUGUUUUGCCGAUACGCUAGAAGAGAAACUGGUGCGUGGCAAGAUUGUAUUAUGUUAUCGUGGUGGAUCAGGUGUUCAAAAAGGGAUGCAUGUAAAGAAAGCUGGUGGAGUCGGCAUUGUUGUGGCCGACUUGCCACAUUCUGUUGGGAGUAGUUUAGCUGAUCCUCAUGUAAUUCCUGGAUUGGCUAUCAACGAUUCAUCCCGUCAAGUAGUUCUAAAAUAUAUUUCAUCUUCUCUGAAACCACGUGCUAAAAUGGUGUUUCAUGGAACUCAAGUAGGGGUCAAACCAGCACCUAUUGUUGCUUUUUUCUCAUCUCGUGGCCCCAACGAAAGGUCUAAUUAUGUGAUGAAACCUGAUGUGAUUGCACCGGGUGUUCAAAUUUUAGCAGGUUGGACUAAUGCCACGUCUAUAACCGAAUUGGAUGGUGAUAAGCGACACAGCGAGUUCAACAUAAUAUCUGGCACGUCAAUGGCCUGCCCACACGUGUCGGGUAUUGCUGCUCUUUUGAAAGGAGCCCAUGGUGAUUGGUCACCGGCUAUGAUCAAAUCGGCAAUCAUGACAACUGCGUAUGCAACUGAUAAUGGUGGAAAUCCAAUACUAGAAGAAACCCACCACAAAAAGAGUACGGUAUGGGACAUGGGAGCGGGACAUGUCAAUCCAGAAAAAGCCCUUGACCCUGGUCUUGUAUAUGAUCUGAAUACUGAUGAUUACCUGAACUUUUUAUGUGCGUCAAGUCUGAGGAAAGAAGAAAUCAAAGUUAUCACCCGAAGAUCAGUAAACUGCAAAGGACGUAAGCGCGCUAACCCGUGGGACCUGAAUUACCCUGCAAUUUCUGUUGCUUUCGACGCAUCAAAGAGCACCAAGGAGAUUGUGGUUAGUAGAACGGUGACGCACGUCAGCAACGAAGGGGCAACCUACACAGUUAAUAUAAAAAAACCAGAGGGUGUAAUUACAAUCGUUCAACCUCAAAAGAUGGUAUUCAAACGUAAAGGUGAAAAGAUGAGCUACAAGGUUCGAAUUGUGAAGAAGAAGCAUGAAGCCGCAAGCGUGCCAAGCGGGUUUGGGCAGCUUACGUGGACAGAUGGGAAACAUCUAGUUACUUCACCUUUAGUGGUGACUUGGCUUUGAUUACUUAAACUAUUUUGUGCCAAUACUUCUAUUACCAAAAUUAUAGUCUAAUUUAAUUAUAGAUAAAUAAAAGUUUUUUUAAUAAAUUAUAUUUUGUA
Messenger RNA from Jatropha curcas, 2405 nucleotides. Its product is annotated as subtilisin-like protease SBT1.5. Gene Ontology annotation, biological process: proteolysis. The record is from RefSeq and is a predicted model, not a curated record. Gene Ontology annotation, molecular function: serine-type endopeptidase activity. NCBI's taxonomy places the organism in Eukaryota, Viridiplantae, Streptophyta, Magnoliopsida, Malpighiales, Euphorbiaceae.